Molecule: messenger RNA, 2686 nt
Organism: Asterias rubens (European starfish)
Lineage: Eukaryota; Metazoa; Echinodermata; Asteroidea; Forcipulatida; Asteriidae
Product: adenylate kinase 7-like
Exons: 17
Coding region: 111-2243 (710 amino acids)
Biological process (GO): nucleobase-containing compound metabolic process
Cellular component (GO): cytoplasm
Molecular function (GO): ATP binding; AMP kinase activity
Source: RefSeq, a predicted model, not a curated record
UUCAUAGCGACAAGGGGUACAUCAACCACUUGCGCGUAGUAACUAAAACCUGGUCCUUCAUCUCGAUUUCGAGAGCAAAUUGACAGCGUAAAUCACACCUUUCACCGACAAUGGCAGACGAAGAGUCAGAGACGACCGCGAAGCCAUCAAGCAAGCGCAUUUUUGUCAACCAUGUCGAUUGCUAUCAUGGCAAAAAUAUUGGGAAAUACCUAUCCAAUUGUGUCGUUGGGGCGUCUCUGGAGGAAAUAGAGGAGGAAGAAGAAGAUGAUGUUUCUGUACAGAGCGACGUCGUUGGCCCACCAAAGAUAGGAACCUAUCACAUCAUUGGAUCCCUCAAGAAUCGCAAUAAGCCAAAACCAGCUUGGGUGCAAGAAAUUGUCAGUUUCCCUGAGAAGGAGCACAUGUUGGAACAUCUUGCAGAGUGUGAUGUUGUUGUUUAUGACAUCAAUGAGGACCCUAGUCAGAUUGACGAAGCUUCAUGGGCUGUUUCAGCAUUACAUGCAGAGCUGGAUCGUUUUGAAUCUCCAAAGAUGUUUGUGCUGAUCUCAAACAUCAUGACGUGGGCCAAGAGCAAGCCUGUAGAUCCAGAUGAUCCUGAGAUCCCAUUUACUGAGGAGGAUUACAGACGACGGAAAGCACAUAGCAACUUCAAGGCUCACACUAGCGCUGAGAAGCUGGUUAUUAAACUGGGCAAAACGAACAAGGCUAAGUUUGUGACCUACGUUGUUGCAUCUGGACUGACGUACGGUGGUGGUGAAAACAUCUUCCACUAUUUGUUCAAGGCUGCCUGGCAUGGUGAGGUGGAAGCUCUUCAAUGCUUUGGCAAUGGAAUGAACAUCCUCCCCACUAUUCAUGUCAAAGAUCUGGCUGGUGUUAUCCAGAACAUAGCAGACGCUCGACCCAAAACCAGGUAUCUCUUAGCCGUAGAUGACUCCCAGAACUCAUUGGAAGAUAUUGUCAAGUGCAUCAGCACCAAUCUGGGAACAGGCAAAGUGAAACACAUCACCAAGGAAGAUGCCUUGCUAAGCAAAGGGCUUUCGCAACAAGACUUUGACAUGUUGUUGACCAAUCUGAGGAUGGAUGGAGUGUACACCAAGGAGAACAUGAAUAUUCAUUGGGUAUCGGAGAGAGGAGUUAUUGAGAAUAUCAUUCAAAUUAUUCAAGAAUUCAAAGCCACCAGAGGGCUCCUGCCAAUGCGAGGUUGUGUUCUGGGCCCGCCAGCCGUGGGGAAGACCUGUGUUACCGCAGCCCUGUGUAAACAGUACAAACUUCAUCACAUCAAGAUUAAAGAUGUCAUUGAUGAAGCCAUUGAAAUCCUGGAGAAGAGUGCAGCAAGAGCCGACUCUGAUGAGAAUGAAGAUGACGAUGGCAAGGCACAAGAAGAUCAAGAAUUAUUGGAAGCAAUCAUGGAAAGUAAAGAGUCAAAUAAUGGUCGGAUUGAAGAUCAGUACAUCCUUCGUUUCUAUCGGGACAAGCUUCACUCCAUGCCGUGCCAGAACCAAGGCUUUGUCUUAGAUGGAUUCCCCAAGACCAUGGAACAGGCCAAGGAGCUAUUUGCAGCUGAAGAUGAAGAAGAACAAGACGAUAGCAGCAAAGUGCCUGUCUUUGACAAGCUGUCCAUGCCAGAGGUAGUCAUCUCCUUGGAGGCCCAGGACGACUUCCUCAAGAAGCGAGUCAUGAACUUACCAGAGGGUCUAGUGGCCGGCACCCACAACAACGAGGAAGGUUUGAUCCGUAGAUUGACAGAGUUCCGGUCUGUGAAUGAGGAAGACACAACUGUGCUGAAUUACUUUGACGAGCUGGAAAUCCAUCCCGAGCACGUGGAUGUUACUAAGGAGGUAGAUGCCAACAAUGCCACUAUUGUGGAGCAGAUGAUUAAGAUCAUGGGGGAGCCUCGCAACUAUGGCCCCACCCCGGAGGAGGUUGACGAGAUGGAACGCAUUGAGACAGAGAAGAGAGUGAAGAAAGAGCAGGAGGAGAAGGAAGAGAAAGAGAGGCAAGAGGCACAGGAGGUGGCACUCAGGGAGCAACGGGAGAAAGAAUGGGCUGAGAGACUCGAUGAAGUAAAACGUCAAGAGACAGAGCUUCUUGAGAAUCAAUCUAUCCCACUACGUAACUAUCUGAUGAAACAUGUCAUGCCUUCACUUACCCAAGGCUUGAUAGAAUGCUGUAAAGUCAGACCUGAUGAUGCCAUUGACUACCUGGCAGAGUAUCUUUUCCGGAAUAAUCCACAAGUGGAUUAGUUUGUCGCCCUCUCCUGUUUUUCUUCAAAAUAGGGCGGACACAUUCCUUGGAGCAGAAGAGGACAAAUUACCAGAGUAGUGUCAAUGACUUCAGUUAAGCUUUUACCCACAUCCUGGGUUGGUUUAUUUCCUCCAUUAUGGGAGUUAUUCUGUCUUACAAAAGAUAAUCUCAACCCACCUUUAGCGGCCUUAUUGCACAUGCUUUGGCAUUGUUUAUGCAAAUUUGAUAAACAAAUUUUUUAAUAGUUUCAGAACAUUCAGUUCAACAGAAAUUUUGCUCUGUUGGCUUUACAUCAUGUUGUUUAUGUUUCAACAAUAACUACACAACUUCAUGUGUUUCAAGAACCAACUACAAGUAGUGUUCUUCUUUAAAGACAUGGACACUAUUGGUAAUUGUCAAAGACCAAUCUUCUCACUUGGUGUUCUCAUAACAACCCUGUGAA